Molecule: messenger RNA, 1656 nt
Organism: Saccharomycodes ludwigii
Lineage: Eukaryota; Fungi; Ascomycota; Saccharomycetes; Saccharomycodales; Saccharomycodaceae
Gene: TAF12
Product: Taf12p
Exons: 1
Coding region: 1-1656 (551 amino acids)
Biological process (GO): RNA polymerase II preinitiation complex assembly; DNA-templated transcription initiation
Cellular component (GO): transcription factor TFIID complex; SLIK (SAGA-like) complex; SAGA complex
Molecular function (GO): protein heterodimerization activity; TBP-class protein binding; DNA binding
Source: RefSeq, a predicted model, not a curated record
AUGAGCGGAAAUCAAGAACAGCAGCAACAACUCCCACCACAACUACCUCAACACUUACCAGAAGAAACUUUAAGACAACUAGUUCAGAAAUUUGAAGAGUAUGUCAAUGAAGCCAGAAGAUUAGGGUUGAAUACCCCUGGGGGACAAGAGUAUAAGAAAAAAGCGCAGAAGUUGAAAAGCAUUUAUGAUAUGUAUGCCAAUAGGCAAGGAACAACCAAUAACAAUCGUACUCAAAACCAACAAAAUUUAUCUCAGGUACCUUCAUCCUCUUCAUCAUAUUCAGCUAAUUCUGGUUCUUCUAUUGGCGAAUUAAUGAAACAGUUACUUACCCCCAGCCAAUUGGAUGAAUAUAACCAAUUAAUUCAACAACAUCAAGAAGCUGAUAAAAAAAUUAAAUCGGAAUAUAAUAAAAUGAAAAAAGAGUUGGAUAUGAUUGUUGAGCAACAGAGGAGCACAGAAAAUGAUCAAUUGGCUCAACAGGAAUUGGCUACUAAAAGACAGGGAAUAACAAACUCAUUAACCAAUUUAACAAACGUUUUCAAAAAACUGAAACAAAAAACUACUGAUGAUAGCUUGAAAUUUUAUAUGAAGUGUGCAAAAAGCAAUGAAAAUUUAAGAACUUUUCUACAAGAAACCCAACAAAGGAAGAGACAACAACAGCAGCAGCAACAACAACAACAACAACAACAACAACAACAACAACAACAGCAACAACAACAACAACAGCAACAACAACAACAGCAGCAGCAACAACAACAGCAACAACAACAACAACAGCAACAACAACAACAACAGCAACAACAACAACAACAACAACAGCAACAGCAACAACCAACUCAAGUCCCAAAUACUCUUACAAAUACAAAUAAAGAAUCUAAUGUAGCAGUAAAAAUACAAAAUACUAAACAAGAAGCUAUCCAGGCUACUAAACAAAAGCAAGAAAUUAGUACUGCACAACCAAAUAGUUCAUCAUCUCCACAGCAGAAUACAACUAAAGUUACUACAGUCAAUGCUGCUGCCUCAACUUCUGCUCUAAAUAAUUCCAAGCCAUAUGCUAUUUUCAAACAAUCCCCGCCAGAUGUGGCAGUAACGGAAAACCUACAUGCUACUGAUUCACCUCCUGUAGUAGAAAUCAAAUCGAAUAGACCUACAAUUACUGGUGGAAGUGCUAUGAACAUUUCUUCUAUAGCCACGCCGGUGCUUACCUCUGUUCCUCCCUAUGAAGUAGAAGGGGAACGUGUCAUGAGUAAAAGAAAACUACGUGAAUUAGUAAAAACUAUUGGGAUUGACGAAGGUGAUGGAUCUACUAGCAUUGAUGGUGAUGUGGAAGAACUAUUAUUAGAUUUGGCCGAUGAUUUUAUAACAAGUGUUACUGCGUUUGCUUGUAGAUUAGCCAAGCAUAGAAAGUCUGAAAAUCUAGAUGUACGUGAUAUCCAAUUGCAUUUAGAACGGAAUUGGAAUAUUAGAGUGCCUGGUUUUAACGCAGAUGAAAUCCGUAGUACUCGUAAAUGGAACCCAACUCCUCAAUAUAACACAAAGGUUACAUCAAUUGCGCAAACUAUGAAACAACAACAUAAUUCAGACACGCAAUCCUCCAUUAACAAUAAUAAUGACACUAGUGGUCAGCAAAGUUCUGCCAAAAGACAAAAAACAUAA